Molecule: messenger RNA, 600 nt
Organism: Lathyrus sativus (Indian pea)
Lineage: Eukaryota; Viridiplantae; Streptophyta; Magnoliopsida; Fabales; Fabaceae
Source: the annotation of a GenBank genome assembly
AUGGAGUCUAAAGGACCCUCACACAAGGUACAAAGCUCUUUCCGGUUCUCUUUUAAUCCAAAGAAUGUCGCAUUCCGUUACAAAAUGGCUAAGAAUAUGAAUAACAUACGAGAGAGAUUAGAUGAAAUCGCUGAAGAAAGGAACAAGUUUCAUUUGAAGGAGAUUGUUAGAGAGAAGAGAAGGGGUGUCCUUGACUGGCGCCAAACAACUUCAUUCAUUGCUCAACCUCAAGUCUAUGGAAGAGAUGAAGAUAAAGAUAGAAUUGUAGAGUUUUUGGUUGGCGAUGCUUCUGGUUUUAAGGAUUUAUCUGUUUAUCCAAUAGUUGUUGGUCUUGGUGGAAUUGGAAAAACAACACUUGCCCAGCUUAUAUUCAAUCAUAAGAGGGUAGUCAGCCACUUUGAGCUAAGAAUUUGGGUGUGUGUCUCAGAAUAUUUUAGUUUGAUGAUAAUGUCAAAAGCCAUCAUAGAAUCAGCAACUGGCCAUGCUUGUGCAGAACUGGAUCUAGAGCCAUUACAAAGAAAACUUCUAGAUUUGCUAAAAGGAAAAAGGUAUUUGCUAGUGCUGGAUGAUGUAUGGGAUGAUGAACAAGAAAAUUGGUAG